UGGAGGGAGUAUAAGAUUUGAUUCUUAAUUAUAUGAUAGAUGAUUGAUUAUUUAUUGAUUCAAUAAUCAUGAAUUGAUUUUUCAAAAAAAAAAAAAAUAAUCAUGAAUUGAAAUACACAUUUAUGAACCCAUCCUUAUUCCUUUCAAAAAAAAUUACACAUUUAUGACAACAAGCACACGUAAAAUUCAACAUUCCGCGUAAAAUUUUUUCACAUCCCAAAAUAACAAUGCUUUGCUGUUAAUCAAAAAUCUCCACAAAUCACACAUUACAAUCCCAAAAAAACUACCCCAAAAACAAAUUCCCCUAGAUCUCAUCAUCCAAUUGCACCCCAAAUCUCUACCAAGAUUUUUCAAUAACCCCAAAAACUCAAGAAUCAUUCUCGAAAUUCCUUCCAAUAUCUCCUCAAAUUCCCACAAACAAAUCAAAAUCAAAAACCAUUUCUGUGAUCAUCUUCUUGAGAUAUCCAAAAAUGGCGGUCCUAGGAAAAAGAAGAGGCGACAUUGAAGCAGGGCAACUCUACCCAAACAUGGUGGAAGACGUACAAUUCCGAUGGGCUUUCAUCCGAAAAGUGUACGUAAUCAUCGCCAUGCAAAUGAUUCUCACCGCCGCUGUUGCCGCCGUCGUCGUCUUUGUUCCACCAAUUCCGCGCUAUUUGGUGUCUACUCGUGCUGGUCUCGGCAUUUACAUUGUCAUCCUCAUUUCUCCUCUUAUAAUCAUGUGUCCUUUGUACGCUUAUAUGAAGCGUCAUCCUAUUAAUUUCAUCCUUCUUGGAUUGUUUACCGUUGCAAUUGCUUUUGGUGUUGGAAUGAGUUGCGCUUUUGUUAAAGGGAAAAUUGUUCUAGAGGCUUUGAUUCUAACAUGCGUAGUGGUAGUCAGCCUUACCCUAUACACAUUCUGGGCAGCGAAAAGGGGCAAAGACUUCAGCUUUCUAGGCCCUUUCCUGUUUGCUGGCAUGAUGGUGCUGAUGGUUUUUAUGCUAAUCCAGAUUUUCAUUCCCCUGGGAAAGCUCUCUCUGAUGAUCUAUGGGUGCAUAUCUGCGAUCUUGUUCUCUGCAUACAUUGUAUACGACACAGACAACUUGAUCAAACGUUACAGCUACGAUGAGUACAUUCCUGCUGCAGUUACCCUUUAUCUUGACAUCGUCAAUCUCUUCCUUGCCCUGCUGGCUCUUCUUGAGGGAGCAGACAGCUAGGCUAUCACAUUCCUUAUUACACUUGCGGGUUGUAAUUUGCAACUCAUUAGAUUUAUCAGACCGUUCCUAGUGAAGGUUACUCUUCAGAGUCUUCACUAAUAGAAUCUAUGAAGUACAUAUUUGGAACUAUGACUAGUGUUAAUCUGCCACUUACUGAUCGAUCAACGAAUCAGUGUAAAAACAGAUCUUGGACAUUUUUAGGUCCAGAGCUUUAGAAUUGCUAUCUUUGUAGAUUCUUACGACAUUGCUUUUUGUAUAGAGUACUACGUUUCAACUUUGUUUCAUGCGUCUUUUGCUUCUAGUCAACAAAGUUUGAAAUGGAUAUGCCUUGAUUCUGUAGAAAAUGUUGAUAGUUGCCAUCUCUAAAACCUUGCUUCUAGUCAACUAAGCUUGGUUGAA
Messenger RNA from Chenopodium quinoa (quinoa), 1592 nucleotides. Its product is annotated as BI1-like protein. Gene Ontology annotation, cellular component: membrane. NCBI's taxonomy places the organism in Eukaryota, Viridiplantae, Streptophyta, Magnoliopsida, Caryophyllales, Amaranthaceae. Bases 471 to 1193 code for a protein of 240 amino acids. The record is from RefSeq and is a predicted model, not a curated record. The transcript is spliced from 4 exons.